CUUCUCCACUCAGCCCCCAGGAGAGUGGAGAGGGAGAAGGACUGCAUGGGGACUGUAGCCUACGGCUGCACAGCGAACGCUUUUUCUCAGCGCUGGUUUGGAAAUGAUCUUACAAACACGCAGCUAAACCAUGCAGACUCAGGCCAUUUAAAACCUUUUAUUUAUGUUAAGUAAAGCUCUUUCGUGAGUUGCAGUUACAAGUGAGUAGAAGCCUGCUAUGGAGGACCUCUUGAGUCAAAAUGAGUCUGAGCACUGACAAUGUCACAAACUUGUGGAAAAAUGGUUCCUCGGAACUCGACGGGACUCCGGGCGCGUCCUCCCAGGUCAAUUUCACCAACAGCUCCGGGGGGAACAACACGGAGCACAGCGAGGUGGACCUCACCCGAGCCAUCCCGCUCGGCUUGGUACUGGGGGCUUUCAUCGUGUUCGCUAUCGCGGGUAACAUCCUCGUCAUCCUCUCGGUGGUGUGCAACAGGCACCUACGCACCCCGACGAACUACUUCAUCAUCAACCUGGCCAUCGCCGACCUGCUGCUGAGCACCACGGUGCUGCCGGUGUCCGCCACUCUGGAGAUCCUAGACUGGGUGUUCGGCAGGAUCUUCUGUGACAUCUGGGCGGCGGUGGAUGUGCUGUGCUGCACCGCGUCCAUCAUGAGCCUGUGCGUAAUAUCCAUCGACCGCUACAUCGGGGUGAGCCAUCCGCUGCAGUACCCGGGCAUCGUGACCGAGAAGCGGGCUCUGCUUGCCAUGCUCGGCGUAUGGGCGCUGUCUGUGGUCAUCUCCAUUGGACCUCUGUUCGGGUGGAAGCAGGAGCCAUCGCCGGACGACACGGUGUGCCCGAUCACCGAGGAGCCGUUUUACGCGCUCUCCUCCCUCGGCUCCUUCUACAUCCCUCUCGUCGUUAUUCUGGCCAUGUAUUGCCGGGUGUACAUAGUCGCCAAACGGACCACUAAGAACCUGGAAGCCGGUGUGAUGCGAGAGAGGAUGAACUCCAGUGAGCUGACCCUCAGGAUCCACAAGGGUUCUCAGGUGCAGGAGGACCCCGGCGGCACCGGCAAGGGCCGUGCGCACCAAGCGAGAAGUUCCCUCACGGUGAAACUUCUGAAAUUCUCCCGGGAGAAGAAAGCGGCAAAAACUCUGGGAGUUGUGGUCGGCAUGUUUACGCUUUGUUGGCUGCCCUUCUUUCUCGCCUUACCCAUAGGUAGGUCCAAUGGGUCGCCAUUACUUUGGUCUAUGAUACUGUCAUAAAUAAAACCUGUUAGGCCAGUUAAAAA
Messenger RNA from Micropterus salmoides (largemouth bass), 1273 nucleotides. Its product is annotated as alpha-1B adrenergic receptor-like. Gene Ontology annotation, molecular function: alpha1-adrenergic receptor activity. Gene Ontology annotation, cellular component: membrane. Gene Ontology annotation, biological process: positive regulation of cytosolic calcium ion concentration; cell-cell signaling; adenylate cyclase-activating adrenergic receptor signaling pathway. The record is from RefSeq and is a predicted model, not a curated record. NCBI's taxonomy places the organism in Eukaryota, Metazoa, Chordata, Actinopteri, Centrarchiformes, Centrarchidae.